AUGCUUGACAUCACAGCCGUUCCCACGCGUGUUUUGACGUGCCCUUUCCCUGUUGUAUCCUUUAAUGUGGCCAUGCCACAGGACGCGUGGCCACUGCCGUCGCCGCUUCUGUUGCUGGUUGGACGCGAUAGAGCGUGUGCUGUUUCAUUGCAGGAACACAAUGUCUUCCUCCGCAAAUUUGUCCCACAAUACCAUCGCACGUUGGUGGCCGGUGCAUGCUGCAUGAUGGGCCGUGGCGACGGGGCUGUAUUGGCGCUGGCUGAUGCCGCUUCCACUGUGACACUGCACCGCGUCCACGGGAUGGCGCAUGACCUGGUUCCCAAUGACAGCAGCAGUGGCACAGUUUUCAUUGGCGAUACGUGGGAUGCUACUCCUCGGAUAGACUGUAUCACCGCUGUCUGUAGUGGUGGCUGUGGGGAUGUGGACGCUGUGUGCACCCGAAAAGGCGAGAGCGACACAGCGUGGGCUAUAUCAUUUGAGCGAGAAGAGGCGCAACGACUUAAACUGGAUAGCUCCCUGAAGCGGUUGUUUCCACAGUAUUGUUCAUCGCUGGAGCGGCAACAUCAGCAGACGGUAUCUGGGUGUUUUGUGGGUGCCACUCAGCACGGUGUGUCGCUGUUCUCUUCCACCACUGGGAGCACACUGCUGCAUUUCAAAUUGCCGAUUGGCAUGGGACAUGCUGAGGCGGUGCAGGCUAGCGGCUACGGGAUACCGUGGUAUGUGGUAGCCACAUCUUGUGGCGCCGCCCUUGUGUAUGAUCAGCGCCGUGCUGACCAACCAGUCUGGUCAAAACAACUUUGCGCCCUUAGCAGUCUGAACAGCUGCAGUAACACACCGGUACUGAUGACCAGUGGUAGUGGAGGUGUAUGGGCUAUUCGCGCCGCUGAACAGCUUCACCUUCUGCGCUGCACUGAAGGCUCUAUUGUCUGUCGCUCGUUUGCCUCACAGAGGUGUCUUCUUCCACCAGAACUUUCGGCCGCAGGGCUUUUCUUAACAAGUGAUGUUCUUCACAUCGUGGGGGGAAGAGAGGACCAAAAAGAAGAACCCUGA
Trypanosoma grayi is the source of this 1050-nucleotide messenger RNA. RefSeq lists its product as hypothetical. Lineage: Eukaryota; Euglenozoa; Kinetoplastea; Trypanosomatida; Trypanosomatidae. The transcript has a single exon. The coding region runs from base 1 to 1050 and encodes 349 amino acids. The record is from RefSeq and is a predicted model, not a curated record.